CAGGAUGCCUUGAGACACACGCAGCAUCUGGUGGAGGAUUAACAUACAUACAUGUGUAUGUACGCGUCACGUAUAUAUUUACUGCAAAUGGUGGGGAUCAUUUAGUGCCCGAGAUGGGAGACCUGAAGUCAGGUUUUGAAGAGGUGGAUGGCGUGAGGCUCGGCUACCUCAUCAUUAAAGGAAAGCAAAUGUUUGCCCUCUCCCAAGUCUUCACGGAUCUGCUGAAGAACAUCCCGAGGACGACCGUGCACAAGCGCAUGGAUCAUUUGAAAGUGAAAAAGCACCACUGCGAUCUGGAGGAGUUGCGGAAACUCAAGGCAAUCAACAGCAUCGCAUUCCACGCCGCCAAAUGCACGCUCAUCUCCCGGGAAGACGUGGAAGCGCUCUACACCUCCUGCAAAACCGAGCGUGUCCUCAAGACCAAGCGCAGGAGGGUCGGCCGGGCCCUGGCCACAAAGGCGCCGCCGCCAGAGCGCGCCGCCGCCGCCGCCAGCCCCCGCCCGGGUUUUUGGAAGGACAAGCACCAACUUUGGCGGGGCCUGAGCGGAGCCGCGCGGCCCCUGCCAAUCAGCGCGCAGGCGGCGGCGGCCGCCGGGGCCACUUGCCUGGAGAGGUUUCAUCUUGUUAACAGCUUCUGCCCGCCUCCCCACCACCACCACCACCACCAUCACCACCACCACCACCACCACCACCGGGCCCAACAGCCGCAGCAGAAUCACCACCCCCCUCAUCACCACCGGCUGCAGCCCCAUCUCGGCAGCUUUCCCGAGAGUUGUAGCAGCGACUCGGAGUCCAGCUCCUACUCGGACCAUGCAGCCAACGACUCCGAUUUUGGGUCCAGUUUGUCCAGCUCCAGCAACUCCGUGUCCUCGGAGGAAGAGGAGGAGGAGGGAGAAGAGGAGGAGGAGGAGGAAGAGGAGGAGGAGGAGGAGGGGGGCAGUGGGGCCUCGGAUUCCAGCGAAGUCAGCUCGGAGGAGGAGGACUCGUCCACGGAGUCGGACUCCAGCUCCGGCUCCAGCCAAGUGUCGGUGCAGAGCAUCCGUUUCAGACGCACCAGCUUCGGCAAGCCUCCCAGCGUGCAGGCGCAGGCCAACUUCUUGUACCAUCUGGCCUCCGCCGCCGCUGCAACCAAACCCGCUGCUUUCGAGGAUGCCGGCAGACUUCCCGACCUCAAGAGUAGUGUCAAAGCCGAGUCACCGGAGGAGUGGAAUCUGCAGAGCUGGGCCCCCAAAGCGUCUCCGGUGUACUGCCCGGCCAGCCUGGGGAGUUGUUUCGCAGAGAUAAGGAAUGAUAGGGUAUCUGAGAUUACAUUCCCACACUCUGAAAUUUCCAGUACUGUAAAGAGAACUGACCUGACAAUUAACUGUUUGGCGGAGGGGGCCUCUUCACCUAGCCCAAAGACAAACAAUGCAUUUCCACAACAAAGAAUACUCCGAGAGGCUAGGAAAUGCCUACGAGCAACUCCUACUACUCACUGUGCUGAUAACAACACAAUAGCAGCUAGGUUCUUCAGUAACGAUUCUUCUGGAGCAGAGGCAAAUUCGGAAAAAGAUUCCAAAAUCCCUCACUGUGGUGAAUUUGCUACGGAUUUGUCCUCUUCCCAAACGGAUUCGGAGGUGGAUGCAGCAGCAACAGCAACGAAAGCUGAGAAUCUGGGCACGAACACAGGCGACAAGACCUUGCCAUUACUGCACAAUAUUAAAAUCAAAGUAGAAGACAGUAGUGCUAAUGAAGAAUAUGAACCUGACCUUAUUACAAAUAAGCUUAAGUGCGAGUGCAAUGAUACAAAGGGUGAGUUUUACAGUGUGACUGAAAGUAAAGAGGAGGACGCCUUGUUAACCACAGCCAAGGAAGGAGGUUUUGCAUGCCCUGAAAAAGAAACUCCUUCCUUAAAUCCACUGGCUCAGAGUCAGGGCCUCUCAUGCACUUUAGGUUCUCCAAAACCUGAGGAUGGGGAAUAUAAAUUUGGUGCCAGGGUGAGAAAAAAUUACCGGACACUAGUACUGGGAAAGCGACCUGUACUCCAGACACCUCCAGUCAAACCAAAUUUGAAAUCAGCUAGGAGUCCUCGUCCUACAGGUAAAACUGAAACACAUGAAGGAACACUGGAUGAUUUUACAGUCAUAAACAGACGCAAAAAGGUAGCCAGCAAUGUAGCAUCAGCAGUGAAAAGGCCAUUUAAUUUCAUGGCAAAUUUUCCUUGUCCACCAUCACUCAUUAUUGGGAAGGAUGGGGAUUUGUGGCCGGCGUAUUCCUUAAACACCACUAAGGAUUCCCACCCUCCUCACAAGGCCCAUCCUAUAUGGAAAUGGCAGCUGGGCGGUUCUGCAAUACCUCUUCCACCGAGUCACAAAUUCAGGAAAUUUAAUUCAUAAAAGUGUUUUGGAAGAUAUUUUCUUGAACCAUAUUACCUUCCUUUUGUUGUAUAACUGCACAGGAUGGUUUGUACAAGUCCAUUAAUGUGUUACACCCCUUUUGGAGCCCUGGUUUAUCGCAUUUUGAAGACAGAAAUCGGAUUACUUUUUUUUUUCCC
This is a messenger RNA of Suricata suricatta (meerkat), 2533 nucleotides long. RefSeq names its product SKI/DACH domain containing 1 (gene SKIDA1). Lineage: Eukaryota; Metazoa; Chordata; Mammalia; Carnivora; Herpestidae. The coding region runs from base 114 to 2375 and encodes 753 amino acids. The transcript is spliced from 2 exons. The record is from RefSeq and is a predicted model, not a curated record.